This is a messenger RNA of Eutrema salsugineum, 1614 nucleotides long. RefSeq names its product alkane hydroxylase MAH1. The record is from RefSeq and is a predicted model, not a curated record. The coding region runs from base 77 to 1606 and encodes 509 amino acids. Gene Ontology annotation, molecular function: oxidoreductase activity, acting on paired donors, with incorporation or reduction of molecular oxygen; monooxygenase activity; iron ion binding. The transcript has a single exon. NCBI's taxonomy places the organism in Eukaryota, Viridiplantae, Streptophyta, Magnoliopsida, Brassicales, Brassicaceae.
GUUCCUUCCGCCAGCAAAGUGACCAUCACAGAGGUGUGUGUUAGUUAAGCGCCUUACUUUGCUUUUUUCAUCCAACAUGGCUUCAAUUAGCUUACUUGAAGCUUCCGUAACCAUCCUUUGCUUUCUCAUCCUCUUUUACUUACGCUUCAAGAAACAUCGUGGCCGGUUCCUUAGGAACUGGCCGGUUCUCCGGAUGCUCCCUGGUCUGCUCGUGGCGCUCCAGUACCGGAUCUAUGACUACAGCGUUAAGAUUCUUGAAAUCUUUGAUUUAACGUUUCUAUUCAAAGGACCGCCGUUUGCUGGGAUGGAUAUGUUGGUCACGGUUGAUCCUGCUAACAUUCAUCAUAUAAUGAGCUCCAACUUCUCCAACUACAUCAAAGGAUCAGACUUCCAAGAUGUUUUUGAUGUGUUUGGAGACGGGAUAAUCACCACGGACUCGGAGCUAUGGAAGAAUCUGAGGAAGUCUUAUCAAGCCAUGCUCCAUCAUCAAGACUUUCAAAGGUUUUCCAUGAGUACCAUGACAAGUAAACUCAAGGACGGGCUUCUUCCUCUUCUUAAUCAUUUUGCAGAGGAAGGAACAAUUGUGGACUUGCAAGAUGUGUUUGGGAGGCUCACUUUCGAUACAAUCUUAAUCCUCAUAACCGGUUCUGAUCCUAAAUCUCUCUCCAUCGAAAUGCAUGAGGAUGAAUUAGCUAAAGCUCUUAACGAUGUUGGAGAAGGGGUUUUUUAUAGGCAUGUUAAGCCGAAGUUCUUGUGGAAGCUGCAAAACUGGAUGGGAUUGGGACAAGAGAAAAAGAUGAUUGAAGCCAGUGCAACUUUUGACCGUGUGUGUGCGAAAUACAUAUCAGCCAAGAGAGAAGAGAUAAACAGUUCACAAGGGAUUCUUGAUACUUCUGAUGGAGUAACAGAGGAUCUUUUAACUUCCUUCAUGAAGCUAGAUACUACUAAGUACAAGCUCUUGAAUCCGAGUGAUGAUAAGUUCCUCAGAGACACUAUCUUAGCCUUCAUUCUUGCGGGAAGAGAUACAACCGCCUCUGCUCUCUCUUGGUUCUUCUGGCUUCUCUCUGAAAAUCCACACGUGGUAGCCAAGAUUCGUCAAGAGAUCAUCAGCACGGAUCUACCAAGAACUGGAAAUGGCCAAGAAAAUUUGGACAAGAUGGUGUAUUUGCAUGGUGCGUUGUGUGAAGCAAUGAGACUCUAUCCACCAGUUGCCUUUGAGCGCAAGUCUUCUAUCGAACCAGAUGUGCUUCCAAGUGGGCAUAAAGUCGAUGCAAACUCUAAGAUUAUAAUCUGUCUCUAUGCGUUGGGGAGGAUGAGAGCGGUUUGGGGAGAAGACGCAUUGCAAUUCAAGCCAGAGAGAUGGAUUACUGAAAAUGGAGGCUUGAAACAUGAGCCUUCCUUCAAGUUUUUAGCAUUUAAUGCCGGUCCAAGAACUUGUCUAGGUAAGCAACUUGCUAUGACUCAAAUGAAGAUAGUGGUCGUGGAGAUAUUACAAAACUAUGACAUCAAGGUUAUCAAAGGGCAGAAGAUUGAGCCAGUUCUUGGUUUUAUACUGUCAAUGAAGCAUGGACUCAGAGUGACAAUAACACAGAGAUGCUCAGUUUGAAAUUAUUG